Molecule: messenger RNA, 1975 nt
Organism: Peromyscus californicus insignis
Lineage: Eukaryota; Metazoa; Chordata; Mammalia; Rodentia; Cricetidae
Gene: Ghrhr
Product: growth hormone releasing hormone receptor
Exons: 13
Coding region: 477-1751 (424 amino acids)
Biological process (GO): cell surface receptor signaling pathway; positive regulation of cell population proliferation; adenylate cyclase-activating G protein-coupled receptor signaling pathway
Cellular component (GO): plasma membrane
Molecular function (GO): growth factor binding; growth hormone-releasing hormone receptor activity; peptide hormone binding
Source: RefSeq, a predicted model, not a curated record
UAGGAGGUCCCCUCACUCUGAUGCCGGUAUAGGAGGUCCCCUCAUCCUAAUGCAAGUAUAGGGCCAUCCUAUACUUCUAGGUAAGACCAUCGGGGAACUGGGGCUCAGCAAAUGACAGGAAAACAUACUGGCUAAGUGCAGCAGUGUCCUGGGGUUGUCACCUCUCUGUGUCCUUUCUGUGUCCUCUGGAUUCUUGCUGGCAGGACAGAUACACUCAGACAUAGAGGCAGAAUAAAGUGGUGUAGUAGAGCUCGGCCACCCCCUGCUGAGGACACAGAGUCCCAUCUAGGGCUAGCAGUAACACAAUGUCCCACCAUGCUGCUCAAUAUUCAGCUGGGGUGUCCCUUCUGUUGGCCCUGCCUACACAGUUCCUGGGUAGGUGAGGCAACAGAAGGUGUACCUAGGUGGCAUUGGUUAGAGACAGUCUGGGAGGGAAGGGCCAGGGUUCAUUGAGGCUGAGUGCUGGUAUCACUGCCAUGGACUGCCUGCUGUGGGGUACCUGUGCCCUCUGCUUGCUGAACCUGUUGGGAGUUGCGCAGGGUCACCUCCACCCAGAAUGUGACUUCAUUACUCAGCUGAGAGAGGAUGAGCUUGCAUGUCUUCAGGUGGCAGAGGGGACCAACAACACCUCCCUGGGCUGCCCCGGGACCUGGGAUGGGCUGCUGUGCUGGCCCCCAACAGGCUCUGGCCAGUGGGUGGCCCUCCCUUGCCCUGACUUCUUCUCUCACUUCAGCUCAGAGGCAGGGGAUGUGAAGAGGGACUGCACCAUCACUGGCUGGUCUGAUCCCUUCCCACCAUACCCUGUGGCCUGCCCUGUGCCCUUGGAGCUGCUAACCGAGGAGCAAUCUUACUUCUCCACGGUGAAGAUCAUCUACACCACCGGCCACAGCAUCUCCAUUGUCGCCCUCUGCAUGGCUAUUGCCGUCCUGGUUACCCUCAGGAGGCUCCACUGCCCUCGGAACUACAUCCACAUGCAGCUGUUCGCCACUUUCAUCCUCAAGGCCAGCGCUGUGUUCCUGAAGGAUGCUGCCCUCUUCCAGGGCGAUAGCACGAACCACUGCGGCUUGUCCACUAUCCUGUGCAAGGUCUCUGUGGCCAUCUCCCACUUUGCCACCAUGACCAACUUCAGCUGGCUGCUGGCAGAAGCUGUCUACCUGAGCUGCCUAUUGGCCUCCACAUCCCCCAGGUCCCAACCGGCUUUCUGGUGGCUGGUUCUUGCUGGCUGGGGGAUCCCUGUGCUAUGCACUGGUACAUGGGUGGGCUGCAAACUGGCUUUCGAGGACACCGCGUGCUGGGACCUAGACGACAGCUCCCCCUACUGGUGGAUCAUCAAAGGGCCCAUAGUCCUCUCUGUUGGGGUGAACUUUGGGCUGUUUCUCAAUAUCAUUUGUAUCCUGCUGAGGAAACUGGAGCCUUCACAGGGUGGUCUCCACACUCGGGCUCAGUACUGGCGGCUUUCCAAGUCAACACUUCUCCUUAUCCCACUGUUUGGAAUUCAUUACAUCAUCUUCAACUUCCUGCCUGACAGUGCUGGCCUUGGCAUUCGCCUACCCCUGGAGCUGGGACUGGGCUCCUUCCAGGGCUUCAUUGUUGCUGUCCUCUACUGCUUCCUCAACCAAGAGGUGAGGACGGAGAUCUCACGCAAAUGGUAUGGCCAUGACCCUGAACUUCUGCCAGCACGUCGGACCUGCACCGAGUGGACCACGCCUCCCCGACCGAGAGUGAAGAAGGUGCUGACCUCAGAGUGCUAGGCCAGCCAUCCCCAGGGGCUGAGCCCCAUUCCCUGUACUCAACCUGCCAUGCCACUGUGGGCAAGGAGGUCCCCACUCCUGCUCUUUGCAUCUUCUUUCCCCCAGGUGCCUGUUUGUCAACCUCUGACUUUCUCAGCUCCCGUCUCUGCCCCCAUCUGUUCUUUCCUCCCAUCCAGGGCUAUUGCCCAAGGCCCAGAGAAACCAAUAAACUUGUACGUGAAUGA